This is a messenger RNA of Xyrauchen texanus (razorback sucker), 1450 nucleotides long. RefSeq lists its product as uncharacterized. The record is from RefSeq and is a predicted model, not a curated record. The coding region runs from base 625 to 1305 and encodes 226 amino acids. The transcript is spliced from 3 exons. Lineage: Eukaryota; Metazoa; Chordata; Actinopteri; Cypriniformes; Catostomidae.
UCUCCAAGUUGAAAUCCCCACCACUAAUAUCGGUGUGUAGGGUCACAAAGACCCUUCCUCUGUCAGUACUCCUGCCUGCCACGGCCCACGAGCUGGAAGCUUCAUCUGUCCCAGAGCCAGCGUUACCAGCCUCAUCCAUCCCAGAGCAUGCAUUGCCAGCCUUGGUAGUCCCAGAGCCUGCGUUGCCAGCCUUGUCCAUCCUAAAGCCUGCGCAGCCAACUUCGUCCUCCCAGAGAAGAAAGGCUUCUGUUUCCAAGUCUCUGCCCAUGUUUGUGACCACAGAGGUCAUCUCUGAGUCUCUGCCAAUGUACAGGACGAUGGAGGUCUUUUCCAAGUCUCUACCAGUGUUCAUAACAAAAGAGGUCGUUUCCAAGUCUCUGCCAGUGUUCACAACAACAGAGGUCUUUUCCAAGUCUCUGCCAGUGUUCACGACCACAUAGGUAGUUUCCAAGUCUCUACCAGUGUUCACGACCACAGAGGUCGUUUCCAAGUCUCUGCCAGUGUUCUCGAACCACAGAGGUCGUUUCCAAAUCUCUGCCCGUGUUCUCGACAACGGAGGUUGUUUCCAAGUCUCUACCGGUGUUCACAACAACAGAGGUAAUUUCCAAGUCUCUGCCAGUGUUCAUGACCACAGAGGUCGUUUCCAAGUCUCUGCCAGUGUUCACGACCACAGAGGUCAUUUCCAAGUCUCUCCUCAUGUCAACGACCACAGAGGUCAUUCCUGUAUCUCUGCCCAUGCGCACAACUACAGAGGUCGUUUCCAAGUCUCUACCAGUGUUCACGACCACAGAGGUCGUUUCCAAGUCUCUACCAGUGUUCACGACCACAGCGGUCAUUCCUGUAUCUCUGCCCAUGCGCACAACUACAGAGGUCAUUUCCAAUUCUCUACCAGUGUUCACGACCACAGAGGUCGUUUCCAAGUCUCUGCCAGUGUUCACGACCACAGAGGUCACGUCAAGUCUCUUCUCAUGUUCACGACCAGAGAGGUCAUUCCUGAAUCUCUGCCCAUGCCCACGACCACACGACCACAGAGGUCGUUUCCAAGUCUCUGCCAGUGUUCACGACCACAGAGGUCACGUCAAGUCUCUUCUCAAGUUCACGACCAGAGAGGUCAUUCCUGAAUCUCUGCCCAUGCCCACGACUACAGAGAAUAUUAUCAUCUAUGAGAGUUCUGUGGAUGGAAAUGCCUUGUUGAUGAGAGAGGUCAACAGAGAAUGGCCAGACUGGUUCGAACUUACAAAGUCUACGGUAACUGCGGUAAUACCGGUGUUAGCUGGUUUGAAUGUGAACAUCAUGAUACCGUGAGCCGAUCGAAGCGAAGGGGAAAUGUCAAGAACUGAAUAAAUUGGAGGACCAACGUCAGUAUCAGAAACAUCAUGAUUUUAUAUCUGGAGAAAAAUCUUUGAGUUGCUCAAAGACUAAGAAGAAUUUAUCACCAGAAAAGCAGAAA